Molecule: messenger RNA, 1256 nt
Organism: Polypterus senegalus (gray bichir)
Lineage: Eukaryota; Metazoa; Chordata; Cladistia; Polypteriformes; Polypteridae
Gene: lyve1a
Product: lymphatic vessel endothelial hyaluronic receptor 1a
Exons: 6
Coding region: 211-1050 (279 amino acids)
Biological process (GO): cell adhesion
Cellular component (GO): plasma membrane
Molecular function (GO): hyaluronic acid binding; transmembrane signaling receptor activity
Source: RefSeq, a predicted model, not a curated record
CUGCCUUCGCAACAGCCUGUGCUUCGAAUUUCCUGUUUCCUUCAUUGCUGAUGUUGCAGAUAAUCCAGAGGUCUCUUUAAACACUUUAGAAGGAGCCCAUUUAAAUUGUGGGUGUUGAAGACUUAAAAGUUGAUUUGGAGUUAAUUUCAUGUGCUUAUAUUCUUUUUAUUUUGGAAUUUUUUCCUUAUAAAAUAUCAUUUUGGUCUACCAAUGAUGACAGCCUUUUGGACAGCUCUAUUUAUUUUUUUUCCUUUGAGUUUUUCAUUGAUGGACCUCAGCAAAGCUACAGGUCCUAAAAUCAGUAAAUGCAGAAUUUCUGGUGUUCUUUUUCUGGAACCAAUCCCAGCAGUGAAUUAUUCAAGUGCUGAUGCAGCUUGUAAAACCCUGGGCCUCGUCAUAGCCUCGCAAGAUGAUGUUCUGAAAGCUCUGAAUCACGGUCUGGAAACAUGCAAAUUUGGUUGGAGUGAAGAGAAAGUUUUGCUGCUUCCACGAAUCCAUGCUCAUCCCUCCUGUGGCAAAAAUGGAACUGGAAUAGUCAAGUGGCGUAAUUUUCUAAAUACAACAUUCAAUGUGUUUUGCUUCAAUAUAUCUGAUACAAAGACUAACUCCUGUGACACCACCAUCCAUAGCACACCAGCCCCAACAUCAUUAACAUCAAAAAUGAUCAUGACUACAAGCACGACUCUGACCGUCGGUAGCGUCAUGUCAACUACAUCUCUGGUGUCAACAGUUAGAAGCUCAUCAUCUUCCACAUCCACAUUCAGCAGUUCAUACCAAAGAAAGGCAUUGCUGCCAGCCCAUGAAGAGGAGCCUAAGCAUAGAGGUUUAACCCUGGCAUUAUUCCUUGUUCUUGGUAUACUGCUGUUAUUUGGUAUAAUUCUUGCAUAUUGCUUUAGAAGAAGGUGCAAAAAAAUUGUUACAAAACCUGAAGACCAAAAAAAUGAAGCAAUAGAAACGAAGGUUCUGAAUUGUAACUUGGCUGAGAACGGUGAAGGGCAAAAUGGAAAACAAGAAGAAAGGCCACAAGAAAAUACCGAGAGCACAGAGUGACAUACAAAAGCCAACUCCUGAUGAGAGAAAUCCAGUAAAAUAUUAAAUUUCAGUAACAAAAUGCACAUGUUGUGUGUGUCUCAGUGUAAUAACAAUAAUAAUGUUUUUUGUUUGACAGCAAUUUUGUACAAUUUGAAGAAAAAUCUAUUGUGUAACCAUAUAUUAGUGCAAUAAAAUAUGAUGGAACUACAUAUAAUUGCUGGAAA